AUGCUGUACAAAAAUUUGCUCGCCGUCUCGUCGCUUCUGUCGCUGGCGACUGCUGCUCCCAAAGGCUUUCUUUCCAAGCGCAUUGAGCAGGACGAAAUCACUUGGGGUCCUUUGAUUGGACUUGGUCCCACUGCGGACGGUAUCGAGAUUACAGGCGUCGUCGCUACAAUCUAUCCGGGUAACAUGCCCAAGACGCAAGCUGGUGGCCUCUACAACUGGAUUGGGAUCAACAACGAAACCGAGUCGGGCGAUCUUGUCCAAGGCAUUGUCGGCUCAUAUAGCCGUGGCGAGAGCGAAUGCAAAGGCGCGAACGCGGACUCGUUAUGGUGUAUUUCAGCAGAGGUUUACGGAUGGGACACCAAACUGGACAAGUGGAACCAAUACGUCGGCGAGGAGCGCAUGCUAGCCGCCACCCCCGAGGACGGAAUCACUUUCAACUACACCCUGAUCAACCAGCAAACCGGACUAUGGUACCAAACCGCUCGCAACGCACGUACUGGCGCGCUGUACGCCGAGUACCAGAAGACGUCACCCACAAUGACAAUGGUCAACACUGCAGUAGAGUGUCAGUCAUGUACACCUCCGACCGAUAUCCAAUACUGGAAAAACAUCACCAUCAAGCUUUCAGGAGCCGACAAGAACUUUGGCAGCACCCUCUACCAGUCCAACAAUGCCACCAACACAAACCCUUUCACAAACGACAAUGGCAAGAUCUGGAAGAUUCAGAAUGUUACCAUUCCUGUUGUUCCACCGGUAGCUGAUGUUGUCGCAUGA
Aureobasidium uvarum is the source of this 774-nucleotide messenger RNA. The record is from the annotation of a GenBank genome assembly. NCBI's taxonomy places the organism in Eukaryota, Fungi, Ascomycota, Dothideomycetes, Dothideales, Saccotheciaceae.